Molecule: messenger RNA, 823 nt
Organism: Dermatophagoides farinae (American house dust mite)
Lineage: Eukaryota; Metazoa; Arthropoda; Arachnida; Sarcoptiformes; Pyroglyphidae
Gene: Grx3
Product: Glutaredoxin 3
Biological process (GO): intracellular iron ion homeostasis
Cellular component (GO): cytosol; nucleus
Source: RefSeq, a predicted model, not a curated record
CAUUUUCAUUUUCAUUUUAACAAUUAGAAUCGAACCUCGUUGGCUUCUAUUAUUAUAAUUUAGAUUUUAAUGAAUUAAUUUUUUUUUCUGAUUGAAUUAUUUUCACAAAUCAUCAACAUGGAAGAAAUUGAAGCAUCAAAUCUUGAAAAGACCAUUUUAUCCAGUCCAUUGGUUAAUAUCAUAUUCUAUGCAAAAAAUGAUGAACGAUGUUCGCAAAUUUUGGAUUUUAUUCCCGAACUUGUUGCACAGGAUGAAUUUAAAAAGUUCAAAUUUUUCAAAAUUGAUGCCGUUUCGGGAACAUUCGCUGUUCGUUCGGUGCCCACAAUGAUUAUGUUUCGUAAUGGAAAUGAAAUAGAUCGAGUAGUUGGUGCUGAUACAUCGGCUAUUACACAAAAACUUCGAAAAAUUCUCGAAUCCGACCGUUCGAUUGAACAACGAUUAAAAUCAUUGAUCAAUCAACAGCCUAUCAUGGUUUUCAUCAAAGGAACACCCGAACAGCCAAGAUGUGGAUUCACACGAACACUACUGUUGAUAUUGAAACAAAUGAAUGUACAAUUUGGCCAUUUCGACAUACUUAGCGAUGAAGAAGUACGACAAAGUCUAAAAGCUUAUUCCAAAUGGCCAACAUAUCCACAAUUGUAUGUAAAAGGUGCAUUGAUUGGUGGUGUAGAUAUUAUACAAGAUCUACAUGAAAAUGGUGAAUUAGAAAAUGUAUUGAAAUCUUAAGAUUACAAUACUUGUAAUUGAAUAGAUUUGAAAGAAAAUUUUUUUUUUAUUUUUCAUUUUUUUCCACUGAUUACCAAUAAUAAUGAUAAUAAUAAAA